UCUGUUGUGGGUGGCUUCCUUUGCCUUAUGGCUCACGGAUCUGUCAGGGUGUUGUCAGGAACGGUGGCUGAAGACACCAUCUGCUUCCAGUUACACUGUGACAAUCUGCAGGACGACGUCCAAGAUGCAGCUCUGUAAGCUACUGCAGCAAGUAUAGAGGAGCCGGAGGAAAAAGGAGGCCGAACUUAGAAACUAAAGCCAGGACUUGGAUCUGACUUUUAACUGUGGUUGAGCUGAGUCACUCUAGCCGGCACAGUCAUGGAGCCGGGCUUGGAAAGUUUCACUUUUCCAUUACUUUGUGGAUUUCUGUCCUGUUAUUGGUUACUCUGAGUGACUAACAGCUGCUUCCAGUUUUAGGUUUGGAAAUUUAGUUCUCUGGUAAGACAUGAAGGAACUGCUGUAGAAGUGAAAGGAUCAAUCUUAUUUCUUUUCAACAAACUGGAGCGGAAACAGGUCGGAUUUUCAGAAGUGGUGAUAUGACUUUAUUGACUUAAACAUUUCUUGCAUUCAUGUAUUGAUAGUGAAUGGAAGUUGCAUGAUCCUGGAACCAGUUAUACAAAUUAGUGCAUGUCAUACAAAUGCACAUGACACCUUCUUAGACUGCAUUUUUCUGAUGUAAGAUAGCACAAUGUUGCACUUAAGUCUCAGAUAUGAGCAGUGUAAAUGGUAAGCACAAUGUUGAUGUUGUGGGAAAAACUUUUUAAGAACUUCCUGCUCGCUCCAUUCUGGAUAACUUCACCAUUUUCUUUAUGAGUGACCCUGACUCCCAGCAAAUGGAGGAGCAAAAAGCAAUCCUAAAAUUUUCCAGGACCUUCUCAGAGGAGCAAAAUGAGGACAUAAUGCAAGGAGACACUGAGCUGAGUUUUAAUCUAAAGAAAAAUGGGGAUAUGAGUUUUGAAGAUGGUCUGGAGAACAGUAGAAACUCCUUAUCAUAUGUUAUAUUGCCUCAUGAAGGAGAGAAGAUCACCUCUAACUUAGUGGGACAUAUAACUAGGAGAGAAGCAGGAAAUGACUCAGACAUGACAGAGGAGGAGAGGAAUAAUGUCAACCUAACAGAGCAGCAAAGUGUGGCUGUAAACACGAAAAAUGGCUCAGAGAAACAGACCUUUGCAACAAAUCACAAGCAGAAUAAGAUGCCAGACGAACAUGGUGACAAAGUUAAUGGUUGCAGCAACGCAGGUUGUCACAUAUCACUGGAUGAAUGUGCCUUGAACGAAUCUUUGCAACCAAAAUGUCAACACAUUUCAACUGACUGCACAAAUGCAGAUUGUGAUGGUGUUGCACCAAUUGCUGUUGAGCAGGAUGACACUAAGUAUGAAACUGCAGACAGCCAGGAAGAUUUUGUCACAAGUACUUCCAGUUUGGAUGUGGGGUUUGACCCUGAGGAAUCUGUGAAAAGUAGACCAUCUAAAACCCAACGUGUAGUGAUAACAGUGACUCGGACCGGACCUGGAGUUGAGGAACAGGUUGAACCAAUAGUAACACCAACCUUGGAGCAAACUGGUGGCCCUUCCUGCUUUAAAAAUUAUGAUGAAGAGGAGAGUACAGGUGCAGAGCAGGACAGCAAAGAAGAAAAAGAGAAACAAGAUGUAUUUCCAGACUAUUCCGCCCAAGCCCACUAUCCUCCCAGCCCAAAAGACACUUCACCAAAUAUUUUCAUAACAUCUGCAGCUGUAGCCAACAACCCUCCACCUGGAUCCACCAUUACCAGAGCCACCUUCUCCCCAGGCUCCCCCACAGACAAGCAGAUCCAGCUCCCUGCUCUCUUCAGCAGCCUGAGGGUCCUGAGGAAGGGGGUAGUCGGGGCCGAGCAUGACACCGUGGCCCAGAUCAAACCUUCAUCUCAAGGAGCAAGGAGGGAUAUUUUCCCCGAGAAGCAAGGGGAUGCUAAAACUCAGGGGAGCUUCCUGGACCAGAUCUCCCAGUUCCUGAGCCGGGAAAAGAGAGGAGAUGAGAAAGAGGAGAAGAAGGAAAUGGAGGCUGAGGGAGACCAGGUCGACACCAGAGAGGAGAAUGAGAAUGAAGAAAGUCAAGAGGGUGAGAGGAAAAAACUUGAACCAGAGGAGGAUGAGAAUGAAGAAAGUCAAGAGGGCGAGAGGAAAGAACUUGAAACAGAGGACAAUUCAGAUGUUUCAUUCAAGUCUACGAAACCUUCUGUGUCCAGUGCAGAGGCAGCAUUCGAUGCCUUCAAAGCUUUUUUCACCCCAAAGCCUUUGAAGAAGGACCCAGCAGAGAAGAUGGACAUGGAGGCAGUGAGGAAGAGGAUCAGAACAGAUAAAGAUGUGCUGAGAGCGCUUUUUGAGAGAACCUCCAAUAAGACAACAGAGAAGAAAGACUCACCUGACUGCAAAUCAGAAGCCUCCACCCCCGGAGAGGGAGAAGAAAGAACUCCUGGACGUCUACAAGCCGUCUGGCCGCCACUUAAGGAGGAAAAAGUUGGGCUGAAGUACACUGAAGCAGAGCACCAGGCUGCUCUCCUGCAGCUGAAGAGAGAAUGCAAAGAGGAGCUGGAGAAGUUACAGGAGGACUAUGGUCAGGAACUCUCCAGACUGCGGGUGGAAAACGAGGACAGUGUCGCCCGUCUGGAGUUCACUCUGGCCGAGCUGCAGGCCAAACUCUCCCAGGUUGGGCCCCGCCAUCAUGGGGAACUCAAAGAUGUCGCUGUCUCAACGGGAGACGACUUUUUACACAAAUCCUUCCGCACAGUCUGCAUCCAGACAGACCGAGAGACAUUUGUUAAGACUCCUGAGGAUGGAGAAGGUACGGGGAGAGCCUGCACGAGCCCUCAGUUACAGAAGGUGACCCCCAAAAAGCUGGACCUGGCUUCUAUCAGCCACAGCCUGGCCGGUCAGAGGGACGACACUUUGUCUUCCUCAUCGACGCUUGACCCUCCAUCCCAAACUCUCCCUCCUCCUGGAGCCACGCUACCUCUAUCAGAACAACCACCUGCUCCUUCUCAGACAAUGUUACCGACCAAAACAGACAAUCUGCCUCCUCCUCCACCAAGUUUGUCUUCACCCCUAAACCACAUGCAGCCGUCAAAUGGCCCUCCACCACCACCACCACCUCCUCCGCCACCUCCACCAUCUAUGCCAGGCUUAGCUCCCCCACCACCUCCUCCUCCUCCUCCAUCUAUGCCAGGCUUAGCUCCCCCACCACCUCCUCCUCCUCCAGGUGGGGGUCUCAUGGUUGAUAAACCUCCCAGGAAACCAGCAGUGGAGCCAUCCCAACCCAUGAGGCCUCUUUACUGGACCAGAAUCCAGAUCCAGGACAACAAUACCAACACACUGUGGAACAUUUUAGAGGAACCAAAUAUAAUAAAUCCCAGAGAGUUUGAGGAUCUCUUCGCCAAAACCAGCACACAGACCAAGAGGAAGCCGCUGUCAGAGGCUUAUGAGAAGAAAGCCAAAGCCAAGAAGAUCAUUAAGCUGUUGGACGGGAAGCGCUCUCAGGCCGUGGGCAUCCUCAUAUCGAGCCUCCACCUGGAGAUGAAAGAUAUACAACAAGCUGUACUGACAGUGGACCACUCUGUGGUGGACUUGGAGACCAUUGAAGCACUGUAUGAAAAUAUUUUAUUGUCAAUGUGUCAGAGAGCGCAACCAGAGGAACUGGAGAGAAUCAAGAAACACUACGAGACGUCAGAGGAAGAGGAAGUUAAACUGCUGGACAAACCCGAACAGUUCCUGUAUGAGCUGUGUCAGAUCCCAGACUUUGCAGGCAGAGCACACUGCAUCAUCUUCCAGUCGGCCUUUAUCGAUGGGAUCACUUCCAUCCAACGCAAGCUCAACACAGUCUCCUCUGUCUGUGAGGCUCUGCUGGAGAGCGAUGGUGUGAGGGGAGUGGUGGGAUUGGUGUUGGCUCUGGGGAACCACAUGAACGGAGGCAGCAGGGUCAGAGGUCAGGCUGACGGCUUUGGCCUGGAGAUUCUACCUAAACUGAAGGAUGUGAAGAGCCGGGACAAUCGUAUCAGCCUGGUGGACUAUGUGGUGUCAUACUACCUGCACAACGUGGAUAAGAAUGCCGGCACAGACAAGAGUAUAUUCCCACUUCCUGAACCUCAGGACGUCUUCCUGGCAGCACAGGUCAAGUUUGAUGAUCUCAACAGAGACCUGAGACAGCUUGGACGAGAUCUGACAAGAUGUGAGAAAGACGUACAGAAGGUUUGUUCUGAUUCUCCUGAAGAACACCUGCAGCCGUUUAAGGACAAGAUGGAGGCUUUUGUUCUCAGCGCACGAAAAGAACAUGCAGAAGCUUCCUAUCAGUUGAUGACUGUACAAAAAAGUUUUCAGGACUUGGCUAUGUACUUUGGACUGAAGCCCAAGACGGGAGAGAAGGAGGUGACCACUGGCCAUUUCUUCAUGCUCUGGUUUGAGUUUUGUGCCGACUUCAAGGCCAGGUGGAAGAGGGAGAACAAGAGCAUCUCUAAAGAGAGAUUAAAAGAGGCUCAGCUGUCAGUGAAGAGGAUCACAGGAGAGAAGAAGGUUGAGACCAGAAAGAUCAACCCCAACAGUUUGAAAGAGCGACUGCGUCAGAAAGAAGCCAACAUGUCUUCAACUUAAGAGACUCAGGAGGUAUAAAAGUGCUACGGUCACACAACCAUCUUCACCAAGCUGUAUCAGACUGGAUGUGGACCAUGAGACCAAACCAAUACUUUUCACAUUUUUUUUACAGAGUUUAUUUGUCUUACACUCCAUGGAGUACUUGCAUUAAUCAGCUGACAGCUUUAUGUAAUAUAAUUUGCUACCUAAAAAUGUGUAUAAAUGUGUGAAAAAAUCUCAUGUGCAAUAUGUAGACAUCAGCUUCCACUGUGUAUAGAUUCUCAUAUUGCACUUACAUUUUGCAUUGAUUCUGACAUGUAAAGUUUAAUCUUUUCAAUAUUUUACCAGAAAUAAAAUCACUGAUCAGAAAAUA
Siniperca chuatsi (mandarin fish) is the source of this 4911-nucleotide messenger RNA. RefSeq names its product formin 1 (gene fmn1). Gene Ontology annotation, biological process: actin nucleation. The coding region runs from base 750 to 4559 and encodes 1269 amino acids. The record is from RefSeq and is a predicted model, not a curated record. Gene Ontology annotation, cellular component: endoplasmic reticulum membrane; cytoplasm; nucleus. Gene Ontology annotation, molecular function: microtubule binding. NCBI's taxonomy places the organism in Eukaryota, Metazoa, Chordata, Actinopteri, Centrarchiformes, Sinipercidae. The transcript is spliced from 17 exons.